AUGUCUCUAAUUUCACAGAUAUCCAAACACGCGUCAAACAGCGUCUUGGUGAACUUUAAAAGAGCUAUUGCAAGUCAACUAUCGCAGCUCACUGGAGAACCAGAAACUAAAACUUUCGAGUGCAUAGAACUAACGCCGAAAAAAGAAUUUGGACAAUUUGCUGUAAUAGUUCCAAAACUGCUGGCUAGUUCAGGCGGAGGACAGCGAAAAAAAAGAAAGACAACUAACGAGAAGAGUGCGUCACUAGAACAACCAAAGAAUCCAGUUGAAUAUACAAAGGAAUUGGCAGAGAAGUUUCAACCUGAUACAUUUAUCGCUGAUACCACACCACUUGGAACGUAUCUAAAUUUCAAGCUACAACGUAUUGAGCUUAUACGUCAAGUACUUGAUCGGGUCACACGCGAACGAACAUCAUAUGGCACUUUUCCGAAAUAUGGUGAAGACAAAACAGUGUUGAUUGACUUUAGCUCGCCUAAUAUCGCGAAACCAUUCCAUGCAGGUCAUUUGAAAAGUACUAUUCUUGGAAACUUUUUGAAAAAAAUUCACGAGGCAAUGGGAUACAAGACAAUAUGUGUCAAUUACUUGGGCGAUUGGGGUAAACAGUAUGGUCUGCUGUCUGUUGGAUUUAAUAAGUUUGGAUCGCGUGAACAGCUGCUGCAAAAUCCUGUGUAUCAUCUAUACGAUGUAUAUGUCCGGAUUUGUAAAGAAGCAAGCGAAGACAAUAGUAUCAGUGAAGAAGCAAAUCGAUGCUUCAAAAAAAUGGAAGAUGGGGAUGAAUCUAUCCUGGCAUUGUGGCGACAAUUUCGCGAGUUAAGCAUAACUGAAUAUCAACCUUUAUAUAAAAGAUUAAAUAUUAGUUUUGACGUAUAUUCUGGUGAAUCGGAAACCCACAAAGAUAUUCCAAAGGUGAUCGAUUUGCUACGCACCAAAGGACUAUUGCAAGAACAAGAAGAUGGUUCUCUAUACGUUGAUUUAGAGAAGUAUAAUCUAGGUUCACCGGUGAUAAAACGCCACGACGAAACAUCUUUAUACAUAACGCGUGAUAUAGCAGCUGCAAUAGAUCGCAAACAAAAGUAUAAUUUCGAUAAGAUGCUUUACGUGGUCGGCGUGUCACAACAAAUUCAUUUUCAGCGAUUAUUCAAAAUACUGGAAAUAUUAAACUCUACAGAGAACGAUGAUUCUAAUAAGAAGCAAGAGAAUUGGGCAAACCAGCUACAACAUAUUCACUUUGGAUUAAUUAAUGGGAUGUCAACUCGUAAAGGCACGGCGGUAUUUCUCAAAGACUUGUUGGAUAAUCAACAACAGCAAGAAGAUUUAGAAGUUUUGUCCAAAAUUGGCGAAGCGGCCGCAGAAAAGGUUGCAGAUAUUGUAGGAAUUUCAGCAGUAGUAAUAGAAGAUUUUUCACGAGAUAGACAAUUGGAUUAUGAUUUUUCAUGGGAGCGCAUGUUGGAUAGUCAUGGAAAUACGGGUGUAUAUCUUCAAUAUGCGCAUGCUCGAUUAAAAAAAGCCGAUGUCAAAUUGAAUUUUUCUGCAGACCCAAAAAUUCUCAAGGAUCCGGAAGCUUUCGAACUAGCAUUCCAGAUAGCCCAAUAUCCGGAUGUUGUCCUAAAAUCAUUCGAUGAAUCCCAACCACGCAUAUUAACCCACUAUUUAUUUACGCUUGCACACACUAUUUCUCAAGCUGUCCGCGUUCUAAGAGUUAAAGGAAUGAAUCAGGAUCUUGCGGAAUCUCGAUUGUUACUUUUUUGGGCAGCGAAAUUAACGAUGGGUAAUGGACUGAGAUUAUUGGGAUUGACACCGUUAGAAAAAAUGUAA
Ambispora leptoticha is the source of this 1815-nucleotide messenger RNA. The record is from the annotation of a GenBank genome assembly. Lineage: Eukaryota; Fungi; Glomeromycota; Glomeromycetes; Archaeosporales; Ambisporaceae.